CUUAUAACGGGCACCGUAAUAUCCUCCUCCUCCUCCUCCCGAUAGCCCAGAAACCAUCGAGAAAGCACCCAUUUACCUGGAAGGUUCAAGCAUCGAAGUGGCUACACGGCGCAUCCUGAGGAUAGCCCGGUCACCGAUAUGGCACGACGGCCCACUGAGAGACCAUGUACUCAAGCUCGCGGAGCUCGCGCGUAACCUUCCUCUUCUGAACCCUCGAUGAUCCAGGAGUUGGAACUGACUGAGACUCGAGCCAUAAUCCGUGACAUGCGCGAGAUCGCCGAGACAUUCGAGCACGAGAUCCGGGAACUUCGACGGACGCACACCGGACUAUCCGAUCCAUACCUCUCUAGGGAGCAACAGUGGGUGCUGGCGGAUCGGAUCCAACCGAUGAUUGCCCUGCUGGAAACUCAACGCCCCCAUGUGCCGCAAACCGCCAACCAAGUCUUUCGCACGGAGGCGUUGCUCCAUUUCUCACUGGGCCUACCAUUUUCACUCUGUUGGCAGAUACUCGACCUCGCGGAGUAUUGGGUACAGAUCGUUGACCACGUCGAACAUGCGAGACUGCUCGGCUCGCAUGAACCUGAUACCUGGGCUGUGCCGUUGAGCAUCCCGGCAGAGGGCUUCAAGUCUCUGCGAAAAGUGGUCGUCGCAGUUGCUGGAAAUAAAAAGAUGAACCGUGAGGUCUACAUGGAUAUGGAAUGGGAAUCAUUCGAGAUUCAGACAGGCGGCGACCUACCCUCCAGGAGCGUCACCUUCGUCAACCAUUAUGAUUCCUUGGAGCGGGACAUCCCGCCUAUCCAUGUCUUCCGCUGGGACUAUGGAGUCAGUAUGGGCGAUGUCGAGGACGACAAGAACACGCAGCAGGUCCUACGAGGCUUCCGCCCGAAUGACCAUUUCACCGUCUCGAUCACGGCACCGGGUCAUAGAGGCUGGUGGGAUCAUGUGGUGAUGCUGCGCACAGAGCUGUAUUACUCAUGUGUAUAG
Molecule: messenger RNA, 984 nt
Organism: Fomitopsis serialis
Lineage: Eukaryota; Fungi; Basidiomycota; Agaricomycetes; Polyporales; Fomitopsidaceae
Exons: 4
Coding region: 217-984 (255 amino acids)
Source: RefSeq, a predicted model, not a curated record